Molecule: messenger RNA, 456 nt
Organism: Drepanopeziza brunnea f. sp. 'multigermtubi' MB_m1
Lineage: Eukaryota; Fungi; Ascomycota; Leotiomycetes; Helotiales; Drepanopezizaceae
Source: RefSeq, a predicted model, not a curated record
AUGCCCGAAGUAAAGUCAGCUUCGGAAGUAGAGUUCAGAUUGCUGCUAUCGGCUACGGACCAUAAGGACGAGGAAGAAGAGGAGGUAAAGGAUACGGGAACCAGAUGCAAGACUAUAGCUUUUGCGAGAACUCCGAGGACACAACUCAAGCUCCUUAUCAAUACCGGGAUAAAGGUUGCCUCGGUCAAGAUCAACGCCGCCGCAAGGGACAAAGCUAAGAAGCCUCUUCCGCCCUCGGAAGGAUCUAAGCUUACUAGGAUCAAGAAGAAUGUCCGACAACAGAGAGAGAAGAACUACGGCACCUUUAGGGCCCGUGCCUCUCAGGAAUCGGGUACUGCUGUGGAGAUAGACUCGGAGGAUGGGUUGUUCGAUAGUGUAAUUGGGGAAGAGUUUUUUGGACUAGCUAGAGCCGACGAGGCUAUAGAAGAUGUGGAAGGAAAAGUUGAGAUCACUUAG